Messenger RNA from Opisthorchis viverrini, 747 nucleotides. RefSeq lists its product as hypothetical. The record is from RefSeq and is a predicted model, not a curated record. Lineage: Eukaryota; Metazoa; Platyhelminthes; Trematoda; Opisthorchiida; Opisthorchiidae. The coding region runs from base 1 to 747 and encodes 248 amino acids. The transcript is spliced from 7 exons.
AUGGCUUCUAUCAGGCAAAUUCUGACGUCAUCAUCACCAGGUUACAGAAAUCGUUCAGCUGUAACACCCUUUCGGUGUCUAGCUGCCAUGCCACCAGAAGGAAACAUGUGGGCAAUAAUACUGCCAGGUUGCCCAAGUCUAGACAGGGGACGUCGAGAGGCAGAGGUCGGAUUCGAACCACAGACCCUCCAGUCAGCGCAGUCCCCGAGUCUCCGUCAACCUUAUGUUCUAGUUGAAUCCAAGUUGCGCGAAAUUAGCGAACUGCACUCAUUUGCAAACAAAUUUGGGUUCCAGGUGGCUACGGUAACAAGCGCAGCAUCUAAGACUACCUGCGAUCGACGCUCUAGGCUGCUUUGCCGUACAAACGAAGCACGAGGUCUUAAACACUGUCAAGUUGUCCAAGCCAGUACAGGGGCAGUAGAAGUGCUGAGGUUGGCUUCGAACCACGGACCUUCUUGUCAUUCCAUUUCCUUUCAAAGGAAUCUACCACCAGCUUCUGUGUGCACCCGUUUGUAUACUCACACAAGACGUCAUGCGUUGGUCGUACCGCAAGACUUUUGUCGGAUAGAAUAUAACAACGCUGGCUGGAAGGAACUGGGCUUAGGUGAAACUGCAUCAUAUUUGGCCGAAACCAGUGUGUUGACACCAGCAUACCGAUUUAAUAAACCAGGUACCCCUGAAACGGUCACUAUUGGUACGAUCCAGGCUACUAUCGAUCGCAGAGGCGAGUGGAAUUCGACUGCAUGA